CAGCCCGUGACUCUCUCCGUGCACUUCUUACAGCCCGUGACUGUCUUUGACUCUCUUUCCCUCUCUCAUUUUCCCGUCACUGCCUGUAACUUUGUGGCUGUGAUCUUUUGCUCCACUGUGACUUUUUUCCCUCUCUCUGCCCGCCCCUUGCUGUCUCUCCUCUCUCGUUGCCUGGCUGCACCUCUCCUUCGCCGCUCCUGGUCCUCUCCCUGUCCCUGACUUUCUCUCUGCUCUAUUCACUGCCUGCACAUAUUAUUCGCCGCCCGCUUCGGCUAUGGAGGAGGUGCCGCAACGGACUGGGAGCAGAGGCCAAGGCCGAGGCCGCGGUCGCCGGGGAGGAGGGAGAGGCCGCGGCGGCGGCCGAGGUUCGCGUGGGACCGGGGACCGACAGCAGCAGCCAGCGGAGCCCGAGCGGCGGACACCGGGCCGCGACUUCCGGGAGGCACGGCCGCCCCGAGGCCGAGGCCUCGCCUCCCGGCCGCCAGAGCAGCAGGUUGAGGAGGACGUGGAAACAAAGGAUGAGUGCAUUCAGCUUAAUGAAUUUUCGAGAAGACAAAUAGUUUCAAACUGGGACAGAUAUAAAACUGAAGAGAAAGAAGGCGAUGAUGUUGAAGAAACUUUGCGAGGUGCUGAUUUCAAUGUGCUGUUAAGUUUUGCAGGUGAUUCAUUUGCACAGUUCCGUUUUGCUGAAGAAAAGGAAUGGGAAUUAGAAGUUUCCACAUGUAAACAGGUAUCACCCCUGUUUAUAGAUUGUCACUCUCUGGCUCAGUCUCUUCAAGAACUGCCACUUCACCUUCAACUGAAUUUGGAACCUGAAUUGGUACAGGUAAAUCCUCCUGCAGAGCUACCACAGAUCAGACUGAAGAGUGUGGAUGAAGAGCACAGUAAAUUUGGUCAAUUUAGAGUACCUACUCCGGCUUCCUCAACGAAUGUGGACACCAUUCCGGUCAACUGCAUGCCCGACCCUCUAACACAAGUAGCUGAUAGUAUUAACCCUGCGCCUGCAUUGCAGGAGCCAGCAGACCAUCUGGAUGAGGAGCUAGAAUUUUUACUUCAAUUGGAAACGCCUGUCAACAAGAAUGAUAUUUCCUUAAAAGGAGCUAAGAAUGUAGAAGUUCUCCAUGAUCCUGAAAUGGUUAAUAAUUUAACUGACUCCUGUGGUGCAGAGGUGAUAGACAAUACAAAUUCACAACCAAGAGUAACAACUAAGAAGGACACCGAGGAGGAGCUUGAAGAUUGGUUAGAUAGCAUGAUCUCAUAAUGUUACCAUGACAGACUUACAAGUGCAUGAAUCCUGACAAAGAGUACUUGACGCCAAACACAACAGCAGCAUUGCAUUUCCUGCACAAAGCAGUUGGGUAAUUGCUUCAAAAGCAUUUAUUUCAACAGUAUGAUAUCAAAGUGGAGUUUAGGAGUUUUACCCUUAGCUAUUGAAAACAUGUUCAAUUCAAUGAAUGGCUUAGAAUUAUAUGUAAAAGGAAACCAUCUAAACAGUUAUGGAAAAGGUAAAAUUCACAAGCUUACUUUGUUAUUUUCUCAAUGAAGGGUUAAGUUACACAUUAAUAAAAUGCCAUUAAGCAAAGAGAUUAAUUUUAAGAGCUUUGAUUGUCUAUGUGUACAUCAGUGCUGGUGUGAUUCACAUUAAUGCAAUUACAGUAGGUUUAAAAAAAAAAUCUUUUCACAGGUUGAUUCAAAAAAGAGAUGUCACAUUCAUAGCCAAAGGAAUACAGUAUUUAUUUUGUGCCUUCAGUGUGCUCCAGUAUCGGUUGUAACAGAAUGAUACACUGUCAUUAUUCUCAGAUUAAACAAAAGCAUAUUCUUCUAAAAAAGAUACUUUACUGAAGUUCAUUGCUUUGUUUCAAAAUUAUGCAUUAAGUUGCAGUUAGCACAUUUGAA
This is a messenger RNA of Hypanus sabinus (Atlantic stingray), 1896 nucleotides long. RefSeq names its product apoptosis, caspase activation inhibitor (gene aven). The transcript has 6 exons. Gene Ontology annotation, biological process: negative regulation of G2/M transition of mitotic cell cycle. Bases 275 to 1261 code for a protein of 328 amino acids. The record is from RefSeq and is a predicted model, not a curated record. Lineage: Eukaryota; Metazoa; Chordata; Chondrichthyes; Myliobatiformes; Dasyatidae.